Messenger RNA from Astyanax mexicanus (Mexican tetra), 1126 nucleotides. RefSeq lists its product as uncharacterized. Lineage: Eukaryota; Metazoa; Chordata; Actinopteri; Characiformes; Acestrorhamphidae. Bases 57 to 968 code for a protein of 303 amino acids. Gene Ontology annotation, molecular function: nucleic acid binding. The transcript is spliced from 2 exons. The record is from RefSeq and is a predicted model, not a curated record.
UUGUUUCUUUUUUCUAAAGGACUGAGAGAUGCCACCAUGAUGGAGGAAGGGGCCAAAUGUUCACCGCGGUACAAGAAGCUGCCAUUGUAAACUUGGUUAGGGCAAAUAAUGAAAUCAGAUUACGAGAAAUUCAAAGCCACAUCAUCCAAGAAAACACAAUAUUCAGCAACAUUCAACAAGUCAGUCUUUCUACAUUGGCUCGCAUUCUCAAGCGAAACCAAAUCAGAAUGAAACAACUUUAUAAAGUGCCUUUUGAGAGAAACUCUCAAAGAAACAAAGAGCUCAGACGAGCAUAUGUGGAUACAGUACUGGAAAUGGAUGCUCAUGCAACUCCACAUGAGUUCAUCUUUAUAGAUGAGGCUGGGUUCAACCUAGCAAAGACCAGAAGAAGGGGAAGAAAUGUCAUUGGCCACAGAGCAAUUAUAAAUGUUCCUGGCCAACGUGGUGGGAACAUCACAAUGUGCGCUGCCAUCUCCAAUAUGCAUGGUGUCCUCCACCGCCAUGCCAACCUUGGACCAUACAACACAGCCCAUAUUCUCACAUUUCUGGGUAGACUCCACAACAUUCUCAUACCAGAGCGAAUGAAUGACGCAGACCGUCACAGAAACAGGUACGUUGUAGUAUGGGACAACGUGAGCUUUCAUCGUGCAGCCACAGUCCAAAACUGGUUUGCUGACCACCCACCAUUUCUCGUGCAAUACCUCCCACCAUACUCACCAUUUCUGAACCCCAUAGAAGAGUCCUUUUCAGCAUGGUGGUGGAAGGUAUAUGUCCGGCAGCCCUUUGUGCGCAUGACUCUUCUGCAGGCUAUGGAAGAGGCAUGUGAUGAAAUUGAUGUGGGUGCAAUUCAGGGAUGGAUAAGGCACUCAAGACGCUUCUUCCCUCAAUGUCUGGCAAAGGAAAAUAUUGCCUGUGAUGUGGACGUGGCAUUGUGGCCAGACCCAGCUGUACGGCAAGAAGCUGUCUAAUUAUUUUUCUUGCCUCUUUUUUCUAUUUUUUUUCUUGCAGAUUUCUUUUGUAUUUUUUUUCAGUUUAUUGUUUUUGUGAGCAUAUUUUUGUUUGUUCCAAUGUAUUUCUGCUGCAUUGCAUUGACUUGUUUUACUGAACAAUAAAAUAUUCAGCAGCA